Molecule: messenger RNA, 1596 nt
Organism: Pseudoliparis swirei
Lineage: Eukaryota; Metazoa; Chordata; Actinopteri; Perciformes; Liparidae
Gene: taf11
Product: TAF11 RNA polymerase II, TATA box binding protein (TBP)-associated factor
Exons: 6
Coding region: 700-1302 (200 amino acids)
Biological process (GO): RNA polymerase II preinitiation complex assembly; transcription initiation at RNA polymerase II promoter
Cellular component (GO): nucleus; transcription factor TFIID complex
Molecular function (GO): transcription coactivator activity; protein heterodimerization activity
Source: RefSeq, a predicted model, not a curated record
CACAGUUACUAGUCACACAUCUGUUUUGUAAAUCACCAAGUAAGUCAAGUAUUAACUGGGUGAGACUAUCAAGAAUAAGUUAGAAAUAUUGUUGCUAUUCAUGACAGUUUUGCUUUAGAAUAAGGAACAAGUGUCAAAUUCCCUUACUGGGUGGAAUCGUAUGUUUUAAUCGCGAAAAAUAACAUUUGACAACCUCAGAGCAGGUGAUAGCUGACAAGUCUAAACAAUAGGGAAGAUUGUCUGAACCUCUAAACUGUGAUUGUUUUUAAAGAGAUACAAUGUAGAACUGUAUUUCUUUAUUUUAUUACAGUUAAAGUUAAAAACACACAGUACACAUUGUGUUUAACUGCAUUUUUAGCGCUCUCGAUUAAAUGCGCUGUGUGUUUAUGUCUUCUCCGCAUGUGUCGAUAAAGUUUGUUUAAAAACCGGAACCGGAAACCCGGAUGAACCAUCAACAAGCCAGAGGAACCGCUCUGGCGCUAUCUCCGCUUUGAGCCUUAAGGAGUUGGUUAAAUUAAAUUAAACGCAAAUUAAACGCCAGCUUUGCGUCAUUUUGAAGCUUCCUCGUUAACGAGCAUCGAAUACUAAGCUAACGAUAUUAGCUGAACCGUUAGCUUGAUACCGCUGCUGUUUUUGUUGACGCCUAGCUGCGCAGAGUAUUCUGAAGCCGUCCGCUGGUGUCGGAGGGACCGAGCGAUCAUGGCCGACCCGGCUCGGAUGAUCAAACCCGAGGUUAAAGCUGAGAGAGCGGCUUCUGCUUACGAGGAGCGUCCCAAGUCGGAGGGCUCCGGAGACGCCGCAGCAAAACCUACGGAUGUCAACAAAGAGUCGUCCUCGCAAGAUGCGGUCAAAGAGGAGGGGAGAUCUGAAACGGCAGCCGGGGAAGACGACGAUGACCAAUCUGAUGCCAAAAGGCUGAAGGUGGAUCCGGAGAAGAAAAAGGAGAGGCGCCAAAAGGUUGACGAGGAUGAAAUACAAAAGAUGCAAGUUUUGGUGUCAUCCUUCUCUGAAGAGCAGCUUAAUCGCUACGAGAUGUACAGACGUUCUGCCUUCCCCAAGGCAGCCAUUAAGAGGCUGAUCCAGUCCAUAACGGGGUCAUCAGUGUCCCAGAAUGUGGUGAUUGCCAUGUCUGGUAUUUCCAAGGUUUUUGCUGGGGAAAUUGUUGAGGAAGCGUUGGACGUUUGUGACAAGUGGGGGGAAACGCCACCGCUUCAGCCCAAGCAUAUGAGGGAAGCGGUGAGGCGGCUGAAGUGCAAAGAUCAGAUCCCCAACACCAAGCAUAAGCAAAUUCUCUUCCACUGAGGCGCCCCUGCUCUAGACUGCAUGGGGAACAUGCCUGGGAUCUAAACGGCGGCGUCGUGGCUUGUGGAAGAAUUUGGAAAACCUGAGUCAAGAUCAGUGACCGGAUUAUUAAAGAGAGGUCCAUUCAGACAAGAUCAAGAGGGUCUCUUACAUGAAGGCAACUGUCAAAAGAAGUCCUCUUUGACCUCUUGAUACCUGGUAUUGUAAGGUAAACACUUCAUGCAGCAUACAGUCUAAAUGGUGUGAAAUUAUAUUCAUGUAUUAUGGUUGUAAAUACAAUUUUCUUUUUUACUA